GCUUUGCUGCCCGCAAAUUAAAACUUAAAGAAGAAGAAGAGAAAUACGGGGAAAUGGUGACAAAACAUCAACUUUCUCCCCGUCGUUACUCGACACCGUCUUACUCUUUUAGAAAUACUUGUUAACACUCCUUUCAAAAUGACUUUACCUCAUUGGAAAGACUAACGGAGGCAGUUAAAACACAGCCGAUACACGACGACUCUCACUAACGUUUCUCUACACCUCAGCGUUUAGCUCCGACUUGUAUACGUAGCAAGCUAGCUCGGUGUUAGCCAUCUCUAAUCUCAGUCCCGUUACGAUAACAGCGAGUUAAAACAUCCAGCGCCGAUGCCUCAAGAAGCGGAAGACGAGGGAGAGCAGUCGCUUCCCUUGGUCCGGUCCCUGAACAGUCAGAUACCGAUUAACGCCGUGUUUUGUAACCGGAGUCCCCGCGUCGUGCGACCCAUAUGGAUCGAUUACCGCGGAGAGCCUCGGGCUUAUGACAGCCUGCAGCCGGGGACUGGACGGAAAAUGAACACUUUUGUUGGCCACCCGUGGAUGUUCAGAGAUGCAGAGACGGAUGAGCCUCUGAGAGUCAACUGCAAAGAGUUGUUCCUCCCCAACCCAGCAGAGGGUGGACACCCCACGUUUGCCAGUAUCACCUUACCAGUUUUCAGCCUCAAGGAACGUGCUCUUCAGGUUGUUCGGCGUCUUGUACGGCCAGAAGACUACAGGAAGUUGGAAAUUGCACGGUGUCUCCAUGAGGAGCUGGAAGAGAAGCCCAGUGUGUUGAAAGACCUGCAUCGUGUGAACAAGCGAGUAGAGCAACACCUGCUGGAGAGGAUUCAGGGCCAAGAGGCAUGAUGCAUAAAGCUCAGCCUUUUGUUGACUGAUGCUGGAGCACACGCUCUAAGAGAGCACAGAAUCACUGGAAAAUGAGAUAAAGUAAAGUGUCCUUUUGGUUAAAUAUUGGAUAAAUCAGCAGCGGCUGCAGGGGCUUCGCCACAAAUCUGACAUUUAAAGAAGACUGUGUUUGAUGAGCUACAUGCUUAUCACAGUCACUUCAAGGUUUUGGAAAAUGCCUUCCUUCUUCACACGACCAAGUCUCUGGACUUUGACCAUUCAGCAAAAGACAUUUUGUUAUCUUGUAAUGACAGAAUUUCUUAUAAGGAAGAACUUUUUUUUUCUUUCUUAAAAAAUGUUAUAAAAUAUUUAGUGUAUAAUGCCUAUUCAACUAUGCUACAUUCUGCUGAUGCCUGUCUGUCAAAUGUUAACUUCCUUGGAAACAUUACAAGGCAAAUUGCACAAGAAAGAACUUGCAAGAAUGUUUUUGCCAUGAAUACAGUGUAAUAAUUGAUUUUCUGUCUUCAAAUGUCCCUUGUGUAAAUUUGAUUGAACUAAACCAGAUUAGACUACAUUUUUUCAGGCAAAUACACUCAGUGUCCACUUUAUGAGGUCCACCUGUACAAUCUAAUGCAGUUUAGUGCAACAGCUCUGCCAUAAAUUCUACCUUUUAAGAAAGUUUAUAAUGUUCAGUUUUUGUUGACAUUGUGGAGAAUGUGAAAAUAUAAUCCUAUGUCUAUGACUGAGAUUGUAGU
This is a messenger RNA of Myripristis murdjan (pinecone soldierfish), 1577 nucleotides long. It is a transcript of the gene vhl, whose product is annotated as von Hippel-Lindau tumor suppressor. NCBI's taxonomy places the organism in Eukaryota, Metazoa, Chordata, Actinopteri, Holocentriformes, Holocentridae. Bases 328 to 843 code for a protein of 171 amino acids. The record is from RefSeq and is a predicted model, not a curated record. The transcript has 3 exons.